Messenger RNA from Sphaerodactylus townsendi, 4656 nucleotides. RefSeq names its product aldehyde dehydrogenase 8 family member A1 (gene ALDH8A1). The transcript has 7 exons. Gene Ontology annotation, molecular function: retinal dehydrogenase (NAD+) activity. The record is from RefSeq and is a predicted model, not a curated record. Lineage: Eukaryota; Metazoa; Chordata; Lepidosauria; Squamata; Sphaerodactylidae. Bases 3091 to 4554 code for a protein of 487 amino acids. Gene Ontology annotation, biological process: retinoic acid metabolic process.
AUUUGUUGUACUUCUCAUGUUUUGGAAGUUUAGUGAACUUUAGAGCUACUCAUAAACACUUGCUACACAUGUAUCUUUUUUUGAAAGACAGGCAAGGAUGUAUCUUUCUUUAUGUACAUGUUGUUCUUCAGAUACAGAUAUUUUUAGAAAGUUCCCAGCCUUUUAAAACAUAGUCAGUAUUGUUCUGUCAGUAGAAACGAUAGUCAUUAUCCAGAGAAACUCAUGCACGCUCAGGUCGAAUUUGCAAACAAUUUGGUCAACAAAUGGUUGCUCUUCAUGGAUGUUACUGAAAUUUCGAACUCUCAUGAGUUAAGAUGACCUUUUCUCUUAAAUUAAAAAAAAAUCUGUAACUGGGGACAGGAUUAUAUCAUUCCAAAAAUUGUUUAACAUCACUUUUCCUGUGAAACAUGCCCAUUCUUGUUGCAAUAAAGUGAGAUACACCAUCUUUCCUGUAUUUUGCUCCUCUGCCCAAAAACAAUGGGCAUUAUUGCCUUGUAUUAAAGAAUGAGAGGAGCUACAGAAUAACAGACGUUGUAUUUUUCAAGGAAUUAUGUGAGACAGUUUUGUAUAGCCAUCUUCUUUUCUAGUUGAUUAAUUCAUCUUCAUUUAUGUUUUGGGGCUGUGUUCCAAAAAGAUGAAAUUCAAGCCUGUUAUCUACAUUUGGUAAUCCCACUGUGAAUCCCAUGCAACAACAUUUCAUACCCUGUCACCAUUAUGGAUCGUUUUUGAAUUGACAUUCAUUCUGUUUCUUUGGUGUAGAUUUGAGUUUUCUCCCUUGUUUUUAUGCAGUAUUUGUGGAAUAUGUGAUUGGCUUGGAGCAGUAUAUUCCAUCAUCCAAAUCACACAGCAGCAUUGGGAACACUGCAAGUAAUUGCUAACAGUGGUAGGAAACCAAAGAAAUGGUGAAAUGACACUUAGGAGCCUCAGCACAAAUAUUUAUGUAUUUGUAUAACAAGACAACAUGCACACUUGGAAAUCCUGCAAGACCAUCACAAAAUCUGCAGAAGCAUGGCUAUUCAGAAUUGCAGUAUAGGGAAAUGUACAGACAAGACAUGCAAGCAUCAUUCCUACCAGUUCAGCAAUAAAUAUCACGAGAACUGGGCCAUAAAACAUCCCAAGUGUAUUUCAGCCAACAACAGUCUCUCUGCAGAUAGCAUUUUUAGUACUUGGAGUAUUAGAUUAGGGUGGCUAAUUAGAUUAGGAUAGCUAGAUUAAGACAGCCAAUUAUGCACACAGUAGAAUAUCUGUAGAGGAAAUAACAAAAAGUACAAGAAUUUGCAAGAUUUAAUGAUCCAAUAUAUGGAGCACCCAAAUCUUUAUUUUUAAAAUGACCAAGAAAUUGUAUGUGCAGAAUAAGUAUAAACAUACAACUAUCGCUAGAUUCCACUUGCCUGGAACAGUCUUCAUCUAUUUUAUUUACCUGUCUCUUUUGCUCCCAAUAGGGAAUCAAAAUAGUUUACAACACUCUCCCCUCCCCUUCUAUUUUAUCCUUACAGCAACUCUGUGGGGUAGGAUAAGGCUAAGUGUGAGUAACUGAUCCAAAGUCACCCAUGACAAAGUGGGGAUUUGAACCUGGGUUACCCAGAUCCUACUCUGCUGUUAUAACUACCAUGCUGGCUCUGUUCUGUUUUGUGCUGUGAGCUAAAAGGUUUUUUUCCUUUGGAUUGAGGAAAGUAGCCCGAUCAAGUUAUUUGAUGGUAAUUUGCAAUGCAAGCUGAAGCAGAGCAUUUUCCCCUUUCAGACAAAUUUUGGAGACUCUUCACUAAUGGCCUGUGUAUGUUAAGUGCUGUAAAGUCACUUCUGGCUCAUGGCAGCCAUAUGAAUCAAUGUCCUUCAAAACGUCUGAUCAUUAAGAGCCUUGCUCAGCUCUUACAAACUGUGAAUACAAUAUUCCUAUAUAGCUUGUUGGAGUGGGACAUAUAGCUGUGAGAGUUCAAAUGACAAAAAUGUGCAGGGAUUCUGCAUCAAUUAGAUUGUAUUGGACUAAAAUGAUCUGAGGCAACAAUCUUUUGCUGAGGUGACUUUCCCUUCACAUCAGUCCACUCCUUUACAUCUCUCUGACACCAUAUUAGGAUUUGACUUCAUUUCUUAUCUCACAAGGUUUAUUUAUUCUUAUAAAUUUCUACCUAUUUCUUUAGCAAUUCUACACUUGAUAUAACACUAUCAGGUUAGCACAGACUGAUUCUCCUUUAGUCUUGGCACAGACUCUACACAGUCACUUUCCAGUGACAACCAGUCACCUCACUCUCUCAUCCAACUUUCACCCCCUUCCUUCUACAUCUUACCUCUCAUUUUAAAGAAACACACUCAACAUUUUACAUUAAAAUUACAUGGACCUAUUAAUGUAUUCUCUUCUGUUAAUGGGUAUUGAUUUUGAGUGCAAGAAAUGAUCUGUUAGAAAUGUAUAUGAACAAUAUAUUCCAACUAGUUUACCUGUCUAGGAAUGAUAAGGUUCACUUUAUGAAUUAGCUGGCAAAAUGAAUCCUGACACUGAUUUAUGAGGCAGUGAAAUAACUAUGGAGCAGAAGAACAUUGUUUUCCGACUGCUAUAGACAACGUACAUGUGUUCUUUUUUUCCUCCUUCCUUUAUUCCACUCAUUGAGGAUCCUCCCCCUGCCCAUUUCUUUGAUUGUCUUUAAACUGCUUCCAACUCGUAUCUAAUCCAACCGCAACCAAAGAUGGCUACCUACUUACCCUCCUGUGUAAUCAAGAGCACUUUGUACACAAGCCAUAGAAGAGAGGGUUUGCAGAACAGACUUACAGAAACAGACUUACGGAAAUGAACCCUUCACAAUGAUGAAAUUGGGGGGCAGGGAGUGCUGAAGUCAGUGCUAACGUAUCUUUCAAUAAAGAAGUCAGUUAAAUCCAAUCCUUGUUGUCACCUUUAUGGCACAUAAAAAUUAGUAUGAUCAGCUUCACCGAAGGCCCUUUACACAGCUUGUUGCAGCAGGUACUGGAAAACUUCCUGUUCUUGGAUCUAGUUAAAAAAACUUCACAGGGAGGGAGGAGUUUGAACUUCCCCUGGUAAAUAAGACAGGCCUGCAGUACUAAGGUUCAACAAAAGUGGUUGGAUAACACUAACUGCUUAACAUGGCCAGCUCAAUAGCUGAUCUGGUUUUGGAGAACUAUAUAGGUGGCCAGUUUGUUCCUUGUGCUUUUUACUUAGAUUCCUACGACCCCUCCACAGGAGAAGUAUAUUGUAAAGUACCAGACAGUGGCAGAGAAGAGGUCGAGGCUGCAGUCAAAGCUGCCCAAAAUGCCUUCCCAGGAUGGUCUGCCAAAAGUCCUCAAGACAGGUCAAAAAUAAUGAGCAAACUGGCAGACCUCAUCGAGGAAGAUCUGGAGUCCUUUGCAGAAGCAGAAUCCAAAGAUCAAGGGAAAACAAUUACAUUUGCUAGAAUGGUGGACAUCCCCCGAGCAAUAUACAACUUCCGAUUUUUUUCAUCUUCCAUUCUUCACCAAACAACUGAGAGUACACAGAUGGACCAUAUGGAGUGUAUGCAUUAUACUGUGAGAACCCCAGUGGGAGUUGCUGGCUUAAUUAGCCCUUGGAAUUUGCCGCUUUAUUUGCUGACUUGGAAAAUUGCCCCAGCUGUCAUGUGUGGAAACACUGUCAUCGCCAAACCCAGUGAAAUGACAUCAGUCACAGCUUGGAUGAUGUGCAAGCUUCUAGACAAAGCAGGUUUUCCCCCAGGUGUUGUGAACAUCAUAUUUGGGCAUGGCUCCAAAGCUGGGGAUGCUUUAGUCUCCCAUCCUGAAGUGGCACUUAUUUCCUUCACUGGAAGCACCCUUACUGGUCAGCGCGUCAUUGAAAGGAGUGCUCCGUUUUGUAAGAAGCUCUCAUUGGAGCUUGGAGGCAAGAAUCCAGCCAUUAUCUUUGAGGAUGCCAAUUUGGAUGAAUGCAUUCCUGCCACUGUAAGAUCCAGCUUUGCUAAUCAGGGUGAAAUAUGUUUGUGCACAAGCAGAAUAUUUGUUCAGCGGACUGUUUACUCACAGUUUUUGAAAAGGUUUGUGGAGGCUGUCAAAAAAUGGAAGGUUGGAAGUCCUUCAGAUCCUACAGCUGACAUGGGAGCACUAAUAAGUAAAGAACAUUUAGCAAAGGUAAAAAAUUAUAUCCGCAAAGCUCAGGAGGAAGGAGCUAAGAUCUUGUGUGGUGAGGGAAAGGACUUGCUGUUUCUUCACCCAAGAAACCAAAAUGGCUACUUCAUGCUGCCAACUGUCAUUGCUGAAAUGGAAGAUAACUCAUGUUGCAUGCAGGAUGAGAUCUUUGGUCCUGUGACUUGUAUCACGGUAUUUGAUACAGAAGAGGAAGUGAUUAGGAGAGCAAAUGCGGUCAAAUAUGGCCUGGCAGCCACUGUCUGGUCAAGUAAUGUGGGAAAGGUUCAUCGUAUUGCUAAGAGACUCCAGUGUGGAUUGGUGUGGACCAACUGUUGGCUUAUCAGGGAUUUAAAUUUGCCCUUUGGUGGCACAAAAGCUUCAGGUAUAGGCAGAGAGGGGGCAAAAGACUCCUACGAAUUUUUCACAGAAUCUAAAACUGUGACUAUAAAACACUGAAAUAUACCAGUGGAAAGAUGCCAUAUCAUCAUAAAUGAGCAUUUCGGUGUGGAGCUGCAUCUCUGUAGAUAUGACACUAUUAAAUGCCCUGGUUUCUUGAAA